AUGACCCCAAGCUCCAGACAAGAUGGGCUGUUACCAGCGGGUUAUUUGGGCCCUACCAGCUUUAUUUCUGCUCUUGAAGAAGACAGUGAGUUGGUAUGUAGUGCUAAGGAGCAGCCACAGGGUGGACCAGAGUUCGUCGCCGCGCAGCCAUGGUGGACACAGAGGGCCAUUAAAGCCAUAAGCCAUCUUAAUGAAUUUCCCGUCAUGAAGCAGUUGAUUCAAAAUUACUAUAGCAUGAGCCAAUCUGCAGCCAUUGCAGCACCCCUAGUGUUCGAUACUCUGGCUCGGAUUGAAAUCACAUAUAAUGAAAAGCUAGGCGGUACGAAUGAGCAGCUCUCCGCGUUGACAACCUCAAUUAUUAGAAAUACACAAGAGGUGCUCGAUAUUUCACCCAUGGCGGACGCAACAAGCUUCUACGAGCUUUUUACAGGUUCAUCUCUCCGUUUAGAGAUAAUUGGAGUUAUUUAUGCUCUAGCAGGCCGGGCAAGUUACUUUGGGCUAUCUUAUUCUCCUAGUAGUACCAACACCACGCGUGAUGCUGAAUUCCCACGUCAGAUGCUUACUGCCAGCGAUACUAUAAUCCAGAUCUGCAAGUGCCUAACACCUACGAAUGAUCUCACCCUGUGGCUUGUCUAUGAAAAUUUACUUCUUUCUAGCGUGGUGCUUGGUGAUUCCAGCUCGGCAACAUGGCACCGUUUGGGCGAGCUUGCUACAUAUAUUUUCGAGCUUGGGUUACAUAGAGACGGUGCUUCAGCUUCGCUUCCGCCAUUCCUACUAGAAUCUCGACGCAGACUCUUUGCUGCUUCCUAUCAGUUUGACAAGAGUGUUGCUACCUUUUUAGGCCGUCCACCUCUAAUCUCGUUAAGACAUUCAGACUGUCCCCUUCCACUAGAUAUCAGCGAUGAGGCCCUAGUGGGCAACCAUAGUCAAAUGGAAGCUGCGCGGAGCUCACUAACUGCCGAAGGUUGGAGUGUUCACCCAGUUUUCCAGCGUGCGGCUUGGAUAAGGCUACGAUUCAUAAUAGGUACCUUUAGAGAAGAAAUCCUGGAACUAUCACUGCAAAAAUCUGGGCUAGAAAGAUUAGACCAAUUGAGGGAUGUUUUACGUCGGUGUAAUCAGGCUUGGAAUUCGCUGCCAGAACUGUUCCGCUAUUCAGAGGCCUGUUGGGACACUGAUCUACCCGCGAGUGUGAAACUGAUGCUAAUUGUGUCAUAUCUGGCGUACCUCUAUAACGGCUUCCUUAUCCAGAGCCUAAUAGUUGAAGAUUACCCAAAUGCCCGGGAGGAUUUGCUUAAUAUCAGCGCUACAAUACUCUCCACAGUCUUGAUAUUUGGUAGACAAAGGGAGCGUUCAUUUGAUAUCCAACGCGAUUUUUUUUGGACGCUGCUCCUAUUUGGGUUUUCAAGUGCCAGUGUUCUAAUUCGAGCACUUCAAAAACAAGCCAGGACACAGCAGCCAAUUUCAUAUUAUGGCUCUCGAGCUACCCUUAUUCGCAACCUAAGCGUCUUUAUCUCCCACUUAGAAUCAAUGGCGCGACCUGGCACUGCUGGCUUCUCUUUUUUCAGUCGUGCCACUACUAUCUUUUCACAAAUAAUUACUGAAGUGUUGGAGCCGGGUUCUAUAGAGCCAGGUCUGGAAUCCGGAAUUGGCAAUGAAUCCAAUGAUAUUGACUCUAUGUUUUUUGAUAUAGAUGGGACAGGCCUACUUGAUCGCACAAAUAUAGCGAACGUUUUUGAUCAGAUGUUAUGUGAAUUUUAG
Messenger RNA from Microsporum canis CBS 113480, 1758 nucleotides. RefSeq lists its product as hypothetical. The transcript has 4 exons. Gene Ontology annotation, molecular function: DNA binding; zinc ion binding. The record is from RefSeq and is a predicted model, not a curated record. Lineage: Eukaryota; Fungi; Ascomycota; Eurotiomycetes; Onygenales; Arthrodermataceae. Gene Ontology annotation, cellular component: nucleus. Gene Ontology annotation, biological process: DNA-templated transcription. Bases 1 to 1758 code for a protein of 585 amino acids.